Molecule: messenger RNA, 7534 nt
Organism: Malaya genurostris
Lineage: Eukaryota; Metazoa; Arthropoda; Insecta; Diptera; Culicidae
Exons: 10
Coding region: 1872-6551 (1559 amino acids)
Molecular function (GO): actin binding
Source: RefSeq, a predicted model, not a curated record
CGUGCUGCAAAUUGCGUGAUUUUUCGAGUGGGUUUAAUCUGCGCGUUCUGUUUGGAGUGUUAUUUUUUGUGUGGUCAAGUUUCAGUUAUUCGAGACAAUUAUUUGUCAGUGCCUUAGACAAACUGUGUUGUGCAACUUUCCGGCGGAUUGUGAUUUUGUGUCGAGAUUUGUGUAUUCUGUUACGUUUUUUUCUAUCGUGAAAAAAAUCGGACGUCUGCAGAGUGCGAAUUUUACCUUCAAAACAGUGUUAAAACAAACUUUUACGUCUGGUUAAUACAGAUUCAAACAGCUGUGACCACUUUGCUCCGCUUUUCUCCCCUCUCUGCAAACGUGUAAAAGUUCAAUUAAAAACAGAGCAAAAGUGAGUACGUGUGUCGUUGUUCGUGAUUACAAAACGAAAACCGAGUGAGCGAAUUCGAAGAAAUAGCGAAAAAAAAAUCACAAACAUAAGUGCGUGGAACAUAAACGAUUGAAGCGAAAUAGGAAAAAAAAUAAGGGAUCAUUGAUGAGUGAGUAAAGUGGGCAGCAACAGCAAACUGGGUACUGCGGGGCGGCAAGUGUCGGAAAUCGUAACGAUAAUAGCAUUAAAGUUAACUGCAAUUACCGGGCCAAUCCGGGGUACGAAAGUUUUGUGCUUUGUGCGUUUUUUUUUUGUUUUUCCUCCGGCACUGACCAAAACGCCUGCUGAGAUUCGUCGCAAAAUUAAAAGUCAGUACAGGCAGAAUCAGUGCUCGAUAAACGACGACAAACGGGGUGGUUGUGUGCGGCGAAACAAGGUAGUGCGGUCUGAUAAGUAUUUACACAAGUAGUUGUAAGUAGUAGUAAAAAGUGGUUCCUGGUCCAGGGCAAAAGAGUUGUCCCAAAAACGGUGAACCGUGAGAGAUAGCAUUAAUAAUACAGGAAAUAAGAUUCGAAAGACUCCAGGGCGCAAGUGAAAAAGAAGUAGUUGAAGAAGAAGAAGCAGAAGAAACUCGCGAAAUCGCAGCAGAAAGUGCGGAAUAUUUUUGUUUCGUUUUAUUUUAUUUUCCUUUGGUCGGGCAGUGUUUUGUGUGCUGUUUGCUGUUAUUAGCAUUGCUGGUGAAUGUCGAAAUUUGUGGCUGGUUGUUAUUUUUGACAGCGUGAUUUUUUGUUCAUUUCUUGGUCGGUCGAGAACGUGUUUUGGUGUGUCGUGGCGUUUCUUCGUGGCUCUGCUCUGGGACGUGUUAAUUUUUCAACCCGCUUACCGCAAGUGAAUGCUGCCGCCGCCAUCAUCAUCGCCGCCGUGUCGAGCCGCUGGAACACAGCAAUAAACACAGUCCCUUUUAAUUCAAAAAUGGAUUAACACCGCUACAAUCUUUACCAACUGAGAAGCGGUCCGAUCUACCCAUCCGGGAAACGUAGGCCCUCUGAAUUGAUAUUCUUCAUCCUUCUGCAUAGACAAAUUCCAUUGAUCCGAUUUCGCCGAAUGAUAGCAACAGCCACAGGUCACCGAGCAUAAUCUGUCGCUGUUAAUCAAGUGACCGUACCAUUCUGGGCCGUGUCGUUUGGGUGUCGCUACCGGACACCUUCUAGUUGACGGCCAACACACGCCGCACACCACCAAUCGCGUGAGCUCAAUUCCGCUGGACGGAACACGCUCCGUUUAUUCAGUGUCACCGUCGCUUCGCUCGCUGCGCAACCGCAGUCCGAGUCGUAACAUUUUAAUGGUCCCCGUGUUGUUCAUCAGCCACCGUUCCGAGUGGCGUCCGGUGUUCUUUCGCUGAUUGGCCGACCGAGUGACUGACUGCCUGACUGACGGCGGCCGAAAUUCCCCGUGCUUCAAACUAUGUGAGUGCCAGGGCACCCGCCAAUAAACCAUUCCCAAAGAACGCCUUGAAGCACCCACUGGAAAGAUGAACGGCCUAUCCACCCUGAAUCGAUUGCUUGGCAAACGAAACAAAGAUGUUUCCAAAUCCACCUCGAACCUUAGCCGGUCGACCUCCAACCUGGAUACUUCUAGUCAGUACAAUAAAAUUGUCCCGCUGGCCGCAAUGACCAAUGCCCCGUUCGAGCAAACAUUCCGGAUAACGGUUCUGCUGCCGCGGGAUCAGCUGUAUGUGGCCCGAAUCGGGGCCAAAACGAGGCUCGCCUCCCUGAUGGAGAUGGUCUGCAGCGACAAGCAGUUGGACGCGACGAAGUACCUUUUCCGUCAUCCAGCAGAUUUCCAUCAAGCGUUCGAGCUGGAUCUGACCAUCGGCGAGGUCGGGCUGAACGAAAUUCGUUUGAUGUCGCGGAAGGAAUUGGAACACUUGCAAAAUAACGAGUACAGAUUGAGCACAAGCGACAUAUUUCGGAUGCAUCAGAAAAAUUUCCGCGAAACUUCCAUUUCUUCGUCGGAUUUGAGUCGAACGUCCAAAGUACCGCUGAAAACAACUAGUCCGUACAGUUCAACGAACUCGCUCAACUCGAUGGAUUCGUCGGGACUGAGUUCAAGUUCACGGGGUGGUGUCAACGGAAAUCAACACCACGCGCCGGUGGCGCCCAUGCGGAAGAAACGUUUAGCGCCCCGACCACCUAGUCAGAAUUCGAUCCCGGAAAAAGCUCCACUGGAAACCACCGUCAAAGAUGAGCACCUGUUCAAGGAACCACAAUUACCGCCAUAUUCGAAGAAACAUUUUCACGUUUCUUCUCCCAACCUGUAUGGCAAAGAUUCGAAAAGCGCAGAUUCUUUGAACAAUAACAACAACAACAACAACAAUCAUGACACCAAUAAUUACAACGGUUCCAACGGCAACGGCCUUCAUACGGAAACGGUCGAGGAAAUGAAUAACAUCAUCAACACGAAAACCUCUUACAGUACGCUCAAAAAUCGACCAACAUCGAUGUACAUUAUCCGUGAGCCACCGGAGACGGAACUCCACAAACAGAACGGAAACCUUCAGCGAUCGUCCCUGAAUGGUACCGGAAACAGUCUGGUGGACAUUGUCAACCACUCCCGCACUUCGUCCAACUCUUCCGACGUCAAAGAUCCACGUGACUUUCAGGAAGGUCCGCAACAGCAUCCCGAAACCAGGAAGCGGCUCAAUUCGAAUGCGAAGAAAACAAAAGCUCCGGCCCCACCACCUCGAGGCGUAUCGUUGGGACCGAAAUACGCGGAACCAAAAAUCGUUCCAACUCCAUCUCCGAGGGCACCCAGCAGGACAGCGACGGGUCCGGAUGGAACCCGGGAUAGUGACACGAUUAUCUCCGAGACCGAUUCGAACUUUAGCGAAGCCGAUGAACUGCAACGGAACAAGGAAAACGUUGAAAAACUGAACGCGGUCAACAGCACCCAUCAACAGGGGAUUACAAAUGGAACCACUUCCCAGCAGCACAACGUGUCCAAAGUGAUGCUUAAUGUAGAACAACCACCAACCGUUACCAAACCUACAUUGUCUACUUUUGUCCCGGAAAAAAUUGUACAUAAACCAUCGAACGGAGCAUCUUCGGUGUCGAUCAAAAUUGUUAAAGAUUCAACCGCCGCCACCACAAAUGGUCACCAUCCAGAGGCGUCGACCAAUUCAAAGCCAUCCACUCCGAUUAUUUCAAAAGUACAUAUCGUUCCCUCUCGGGAACAGGGCGUUUCGGUGGACGAGCCCGAAGAGUCCAACGAUCGACGGGUUUCGAAUGGCGAUAACAGUUCCGAUGAUGAUAUCAAAAUUUACAAUAUUGAAUCCGGUCAAGAAAUGCGGAUUCCCGAAAAGAAGGACUUUCCUCGAUCGCCAACCCCACCACCAGCCGAGGAGGAAGAACAGUGGACCUAUACGCUGCCAGCUCCACCAAAAUUCGCCGAUUCGUCCAUCAAAUCCGGUGAGUACGACGAAAAGCAACGGUUUUUCGAUCUGCAGUCAACGUAUGUGGAAAACACCACGUUGGUUACCGAUCGCAUGACGAUCGUUUCCGAUGAAACGGAGAAAAUUCGGCCGAUAAUUCGCGAAAAGGUCCUGCUAGAUGAAAGUUUGAUAUCGAUGAACCAUGAAAAAUGCCCGUCUCCGACGGUAACGCUGACAGCAAGCGAGGGUAACAGCAGCAAUGCCAGUGAGAAUGCCGGUAGAGAAAUUUUGAUUUCGUCCGAAUUUGAGAACGGAUAUCGAGGCGGAAGUGAACUACGCGAAUCAAUGAUUCAAACAUUGGAAAAACGCAGAGAACAACUUAAGGAAAGUGAGUUGCAGGAUUUGAAGGAAUCGAUCGAAGGUGGUAGCAGCCGUGCUGUGCAGCCUCAGUCACAGUCAGAAGAGGCAGAAGAGACCAACGAGAGUGAUAUUAUGAAAUGUGCCAAAUUGAACGAGGAAACGAUGGUCGAUGAUUACACUGUGAUGGUCGGUCGGGACAAUGGUAGCAAAGGUAGCAACGGUACUACAAAAACAAGCAAGCCUUUGAGCGAGGAGAUUAGGAAAAUCGAGGUUAUUAGUGAGUUGAAUCAGGUCAUUAAAGACGAACAUGGUUUGAAGGGAGUGCUGAAUGGGAAUCGUAUUGAGGAGGAGGAAAUUCCCGGGGCGAAUAUGAACAGUUUGAGUAAUUUCAAAAUUUCGACCUACAACAAGAUGGAAGUGAGGGAAAAUGGCAUCCAGCAAGCUGUCAAAAUGGAUUACGGCCAAGAGAAAGAGGCUACACCAACACCAGAAUCGACAACAAUUUCCGACGAAAGCGAAGAGGAUAGCAACGUCGUCGUGCGACGUAAAAUUUCCACCGACUCAAUCCACCGUCGCAAGCUGAGUAGUGACGAGGAGGAUUCCACUAGCCGUGGAACCAGCAACGGCAGUAUCGGUUUCAACAAUAAAAAAGAUCCCGGUCCGGUGAAGCGCCGGAGCUUAACCGUACUGAACAACACUCCCAGAAACAUCAACCGGUCCGAUUCGUUCCACUCGACCCGUUCGGACUACAUUCAAUCGUUGCACAGUGCCAAUGGGUUAAAGCUGACGCCCCGCAGCACAUCGUACAUUUCGUUGAUUGGCGCACAAAAAUUCGAAAACCGUUUCGCUGCGACCAACCGUCGAAAGUCGACCAGCGAGAUGAGCAUCUGCGAUUCACCUUCCCUGCAAAGUUUGGAGGUAAUCAAAAAUAUUCUAAAUACUUCGAGGAGUAAUUUAUCCGCUAUGGAAAAACAGUCGGAACUGCUGGAGCAACAGCAGACGGAGGAGAUAAUGCCGAUGGCGGCAAUCAAGCGUAACAGUUUUACGGACAUCUCGACAUUGGUUCAAUAUAAAUGUGAAACAAAUCGAAGUGGUUUGACACGGCGGGAAAGUUUGGUUGAGAAAAAAAUUGAUGAACUGCACGAUAAGCAGUUGGAUGAAUACGAGGAAGAGUCUAAGCCAAAGGCUAACGUGGACGCCCCGAUUGUUUCCAAAAUUGAGGAUGUAAAAAUUAUUACAGCGAACGACUCGAAACAUGUGACAAAUGAACGAGUUGUGGAUGUUUCCAAUGAGUCCAAAAGUGACGAUGAGAAAUUACAGAACAAACAACUGUCGGCUUCGAUCGUGAAGCAACCGCAGACCACGGUCGUGAAUAUUACCACUACGAGUACGACCGUUGCUAGUACUGGUACUAGCGUGACAGUCAAUGCGGCAAGUCACGAGAAUAACUCGACAAAGGAAUGGAAAUAUCGCGGCCCUCCAACAGUCAACUUUACCACGUGGAGCGAACGUCCAAAAAUCGAUGUAUCUAUAAAAUCCGACCGGGAUUAUCGGUUUGGAGGUAGUUCAACGCUUCCGAGGGGCUAUAAAAAUGUAAAUAAUACCACCAAAAUCAAUCUGAAUGGUCCCUCUGAACCACUGGUAGAAAAAUCUAACGGAGUCGACUGUUCGGAUUCUCAACAACAAGUGCCAUUGAAUGCUUCGGAUGUCUCAGGCAAUCCCCCAUCGCUGGAUGUCAGCAGGACCGAACCGGCGUCCGCCCCCAACUGCGAUAGACUCCCGAUCGUUCGAGCCGUUGAGUACAAGAAAAACGUUGUACCACCUCCGAUCGCCCAGAAACCCAUUGAUAAGCCUUAUUUCUACGAGACCUUUUCGCGAGCACAAGCCGUUCCAAACGGAACGGCUACCAUAAACCGAUUAACGCUCGGCCAUAAUAAAUUCCAGCCGGUAGUGCGUGGUUUCAAACCGAUGGAUGAGAAAGAUCUGAAUGCCAGAAACACACGGCCCGUAUCAAUGAUCGAAUCAACGAACAUUUCCACAGCCAUCUUGAAAAGUGCUCCAGCUCGAGUUGAGAAACUACCUCAACCAGCACCAACCCUUCCGUUCGGUCAGAACACGCUCCGUCGAACGGGCCUGAAAGAUAAAAUUCUAGCCCCAGCUGCCCCCGUACCAGCGAAACCCAAUCCGGUACAGGAACCUACGGUAGCCGCAGUGAAAGCAACUCCGCAGGCAGUUGUUGCUCCACCGCCUCCGCCCGUAGCUCCGAAAGUGAGCACACCCGUUGUACGGGGUGCCAUUGUUAAGAAACAGCUUCCAGCCCCGCUGGAAGUAGACUCCCGUGGUGCCCUACUGGAUGCGAUUCGUAGCUUCAGCAAAGACAAACUACGCAGGAAUAAUUCCACAAUCGAGCAGACGCAGUAAGCAUUGACUUACCAUUCAUCGUUGUAAAGCAUACUUGCUGUUUGUGGGAUCCCAAUUCUUAUCCGAACUUUUCCCAAGGCCAACUGUGCCUGUGAGGUUAAAGCUAGGAUGCUGUAAUUAGCCGUUAUUAAUUUAUUACUUUGUUAUUUUCCUCUUCAGCCGCUUACAAAUCUUCACCGAAGCAUACUCUAUUACAAAUCUAUUCCCUCCUUAUUUCCCGCUUACAAAUCUUCACCGAAGCAUACUCUAUUACAAAUCUAUUCCCUUCUUAUUUCCUAAUAAAGCCUAAUGAAAAACAAACAACAGGUUUAGUUCGAGCACACUUUGUGCAGGUUACACCAUACACACAUGUUAUUAAUACGGGACCAAAGGUAAAAGGUGUUUUAUAAGCCAUUUUAAACGGAACUAAGUCGCUGGUCUGAAGUGCAGUAAACUUCAGUGAACUUCCGAGCUAGGGGCUCGGAUGCACAACUAUAACUGAAAAUUAGAAUGAACAUUUUGUAGUGGUAUGAAUUGGCCACAGUCAAGCAUACCAAUCUGUUUAACAGAUUUAAGACUAAUAAUAUCGAUAAUACUAGAUAAUAUAGAUACUGCUAUUUCGAACACACACACUAACACACAUACAAGUAAACAAUUUAAGUAACACUCGGGUAUUAAACAUUAAAUUUGUUACAUUCCAUUGCUGAUGUUUACCCCCUCAUUGCUUACAACAUCCGGCGGGUGCCAUUGGUAUGCACCAUUCUAGAGAACCGAACACCAUUUUAGCACAUGAACUGGAAUGCUAAAAAAAUCAUCAGUCAUUAAUUAGUAGAUGUACUAUUGAUAUUUAGUUAUAAUAGGGUCGUAUUUGUGAAAACAAAACAAAAAAAAACAUUCAACUUCAGUUACAACAGUGGAUGUCCGUGAAGGUAAAGCCGGAUGUCCAGAUUGUAUAUUGUUUUAUUUGAACAUAUUUGGUAAAUAAACUGAUAUUAUACUAAUAA